CUCUAUCCGUGUAAACGUCGUAUGGUUAUGGAUAUGGAAGUAAUCAAAAAGCAUGCUGAUGUUCAAAUACGUACCAGCUUUAUUCACCGAGAAUUUGAUUAUCAAGAUAUUCGAAAGGAUUUUGUUUAUAAUAUUUUGACAUUUGAUUUAUUGGAGAAACCAUUUAUUGUCAUCUUGUUACCCACUGCAAUAGUGCGAUUAGUGAUUGAAAUCGUCCAGAAGAAUGUCACUCGGGUCACACGGUGGUUGAACCAUGGAUCAACCGGUCAUCAUCUUCAUCUGGGUGCUCAACUGGUGGGUAACCACGAUUGA
Messenger RNA from Cetraspora pellucida, 312 nucleotides. Lineage: Eukaryota; Fungi; Glomeromycota; Glomeromycetes; Diversisporales; Gigasporaceae. The record is from the annotation of a GenBank genome assembly.